CCCGUGUCUCCGGUGUGAGUGGCGCGUGUUCGCCGGUCGUGCCACCUACUGUAGUUCGCUGCCGCUCGGUAUGCUCAGCUGGCCGGUCUACAUUUGUAGAUAACUUCUGGUCGGUCUACAUAUGUAGACAACUUCUGGCGGGUACACAUCUGUCUGAGACAACUUCCAUUCCUUCAUAUCUUCACAGCGUGGUGAUAGCACAAGAUGCACGACUCCGCCCUGGAAUCGUACGUGUUGGUACAUGUGCUCCUCUAAUGAACUCUGUGACUGGUAGCUGGAUCGUGGCAUUCUGCACCUUCGGUUUUGCUUUCUCGUACGGAGUGUUCCAAGACUACUAUGUCAACGAGAAGACUUCCUCUUCAUCGAACAUCAGCUGUAUCGGGUCGCUACAGAUAUUCUUCUUGUUUUCUAUGGGCUUGCUGUCGGGCAAGCUAUUCGACCAAGGGUACUUUCAUCACAUCAUGAUUUCUGGUAGCCUCCUCUACGUCUUCUCUCUAAUGAUGCUGUCCAUUGCGAAUCCGACUCGCUACUACGAACUCCUACUCGCUCAGGGUAUCAGCGGUGGGCUUGGCACUGGUUUACUUGUUGUUCCGGCGCUGUCUGUACAAUCGCAUCAUUGGCGAAGAAGACGGGCUCUUGCCAUGGGCAUCGUUCUGAUGGGGUCGUCGAUCGGUGGUGCGGUAUAUCCCAUCAUGCUGAACCAGCUGUUCAACCACGGAGUCGGAUUCGCCUGGGGCGUUCGUGCAGCGGCCUUCAUGACCCUUGGAAUGCUUAUCAUCGCGAAUGUGACCUUGUCAACAUGCUCCAGAUCGUAAUGCUGGUGGGAACGGCGACGCUUUUCGUGGCUCGUGCCUUGUUUACGAAGAGCAAGGGGCCGCAGAAUCCGUGAAGGACCUACUGGCGCGAAUUAUUUAUGACAUGGAAAUGGCUGUUAUUCAGACUCGUAUCACGCUUUUGGAGAGUGCAUAUGCAUUUGCUGUCGUCUCACAGUGCCAAUGCUAUACUGCUCUAGAUCUGGGACUGCAUGAAGAUUGAGACGAGCCACCAAUGAUCCAGGAAUGCGUUCAAUAACCAGCACACCGAAUCUUGAGGUAGGAUAUCUAGUGAGCGACGCUGGUGACAUCGUGACGACGUACAAAAAGCUUCGCGCUCAAAGUUACUGCGAAGCGCGGACGCCCUCAGGCCCCAGUGGUCGCCAUGAUAGGGAGUAUUACCCAAAUGAUAAUGGAUUGUGC
Messenger RNA from Rhodofomes roseus, 1235 nucleotides. RefSeq lists its product as uncharacterized. Gene Ontology annotation, molecular function: transmembrane transporter activity. Gene Ontology annotation, cellular component: fungal-type vacuole membrane. Bases 255 to 815 code for a protein of 186 amino acids. Gene Ontology annotation, biological process: transmembrane transport. NCBI's taxonomy places the organism in Eukaryota, Fungi, Basidiomycota, Agaricomycetes, Polyporales, Fomitopsidaceae. The record is from RefSeq and is a predicted model, not a curated record. The transcript has 4 exons.